CCCCUUCCCCGCCCUAGUCUCUCACUACCUACUACUACCUUACGCCUGCCUCUUCUCUCCUAAUCCUCUUUUGCCCCCUUCUUCAACACCCUUCGCUCGUCUAAUAUGCGCUCCUCCACUCUCAUUCCCCUGGCCCUCGGCCUCGCCGCGCUCGCGAGCGCCCAGGACAUCACCCCCGAGGUCGACAGCAUCAACGCUUCCGCCUCGGCCGCCGCCCAGGUCGCCGCCAGCCUGGUGUCCGACCCGACGCAGAUCCUGAGCGCCGUCGACUCGCUCGGCAACCUGCUCCCUCGCCAGGACGCCGCUAUCACGGCCAGCGCCACUGCUGCGCUCGUCGCCGCCCUGUCCGGCCUGGACCUGCCCACUCUGCCCACGCUCCCGGCUCUUCCGGCGCUCCCGGCCCUCACGCGCCGCCAGGACUCGGCUGCAAUCUCCGCCAGCGCCGCCGUUGCGCUGCAGGCUGCGCUCGCCGGCCUCAAUCUGCCGGCUCUGCCCGCCCUCCCGACGAUCCCGGCUCUCCCGGCUCUGACGCGCCGCCAGGACGUCGCCGGCAUCAGCGCCGACGCCGCUGCAACGCUCGCCGCGGCUCUCUCGGGCCUCAACCUGCCUGCGCUGCCGCAGCUGCCCGUCAACCCGCCCACGCUGCCCGUCCUCCCGAUUGCGCGCCGCCAGGCCGCCGCCGGCCAGCUCGCCGCGGCGCUGCAGGGCUCGCUCGUUGUCACGCCGCAGCUGCUCUCCGUGCUCGGCCUCCAGACCGGCGCCACGACGGCCCAGAUCGUCGCAGCCCUGGCCAUCCAGGCGGGCAUCACGCUCCCUGGUGCGGCCGUCUCCGCAUCGGGUGCCGGCAGCGCAUCGCUCGCCACGCGCCAGCUCGGUCUGAACGCAUCGGCCGCUGCGGCCCUCGCUGCUCAGCUGCAGGGCCUCGGCAUCGACGCGUCCGUCCUUGCCUCGCUGGGUCUGACGGUCGACGGUUCGGUCCAGCGCCGCCAGCUCGGUCUGGACGCCUCGGCGGCUGCGGCACUCGCUGCCCAGCUGCAGGGCCUCGGUAUUGACGCGUCCGUCCUUACCUCGCUCGGCCUGACCGGCACGGUGGGCGCUGCCGGUGCUCAGCUGGCCGGCCAGGCCGGUGCGGCAGCUGCGCUCUCUUCGCGCCAGCUGAGCAUCAGCGCGGCCGCUGCGGCAACCCUGGCCGCGAACCUCCAGGUUCUGGGUAUCAAUGCCAACUUGAUCGCUGCCCUGGGCCUCAAUCUCGGUGCCGCGCAGCCCACCAUCGACGCCUCCGCGGCGGCACAGGCUGCUGCCGGCCUCACGCGCCGCCAGGCGGACGGCUCGGUGGACAUCGCUGCCACGCUGGCUGCGCAGCUCUCUCUGCUCGGCCUCGACGCUGGUCUGCUCGCCCAGGUGGGUCUGAGCAUCAGCGGCCUGCUCGACCUGGUCUCCGAGCUGCCCAGUGUCGACGUGGCUGCUGCUGGUGCCGCUGCCGCAUCGGGAUCGAUCGCCACGCGCCAGGCUGCGGUCGGUGCGCUCGACAUUGUUGCCGCCCUCGGCGCGCAGCUCUCCGUCGCGGGUCUGGACGCCUCGCUGCUCGCCUCGCUGGGUCUGACUGUGGAUGCAGUCGCCGCAGUGGUGGCCAACGUGGCCGUGCCGGACUUCAGCGUCGCCGCAGCCGCAACUGGCAGUGCCGCCAUUUCGCGCCGCCAGCUCGUUGCCGCUGGCAACCUGGCCGCCGCUGCCUCCAUCAGCGGCCUCUCGUCCAUCGACGCCGCAAUCGUGGCCGAGGCGACGGCGGCCUUCAACAACGUGAUCCAGGGCGCCGCCUCGGCCUCAGGAUCGGGAAGCGUGAACACGCGCGCCAUCAACCUCGAUGCCGCCGCCCAGGGUGCUGCGGCCCUCGCUCUCCCCGCGCUCGUGGACAUCACGGAGCCGAUCACGGCUGCUGGUGCCGCUGCCGCCCAGGCGUCGCUGGCUAGCUCGAAGCGCGACGUGACGCUGCCGCCGCUCUCGGUGGCGCCCGGCGUCGGCCCCGUCGCCAACGAGAUCGUGUCGGAGGUGCAGGCUGCCGCUGCCAACCCGGCCUCGCUGGCCGGCCUGCCGGCACAGAUCCUCGACACGGUCGCGCCGCUCGCCUCGGGCCCCGUGCGCCCGCCGGUGGAGAAGCGCUUCCAGCGCCGCCGUGCUGCGCACUGGUAGAGGGUGAUGCUCCACCUCUGCCCUCUGCCUCUUGCCUCGCCUCGCUUCCCUUUCCUCUACUACUUAGUCCCGCACAUAAUUACCCUGCGCUGCCCGAUACGAGCCUCUCGCGCUGUGGCUGCCAGCCAGCCAGCCAGCCUAUUACUCUACCUACUACUAUUUGCCGCCGAGCUCAAUCCACAUUCCUUUGGAC
Messenger RNA from Tilletiopsis washingtonensis, 2383 nucleotides. RefSeq lists its product as hypothetical. The record is from RefSeq and is a predicted model, not a curated record. The transcript is spliced from 2 exons. Lineage: Eukaryota; Fungi; Basidiomycota; Exobasidiomycetes; Entylomatales. Bases 106 to 2190 code for a protein of 694 amino acids.